UGUUUACACCAUUAAGCAGUGGGUCACCACCCAGCCCCGUACCUGAGAGCUGGGUGCUCCCACAUGCUUUGCCUCUCCCUUCAGUCCCAUCUGUGGACCCUCCGUGCAAGGACAAGCCCCAUGCUGCCCUGGAUGGCUGUGCUGCUGUUUGUUCCCUGUGUUGGCAAAACUGUCUGGCCACACCUCCAAGUCUCACCAAACCCCGUGUUUGAAGGAGACACCCUGAUUCUGCGGUGCCAGGGCAAGAACAUAGCACUGCCCCAUGUGAGGUUCUACAAGGAUGGAGCCAUCCUCAAUCUCACUAAGGACAAGCAGCCUCUGUUGAUACGACCAGCAACAGUGACAAGCAGUGGCCAGUACAGUUGCAGUAUACAGACGAGACAUGCUCUGAACAUACUCACGCAGACCUCGAGGAAUGUCGCAGUGCAAGUCCAAGAGCUGUUCCCACCUCCUGUGCUGAGUGUUGUCCCCUCUCACGAGCCUCGGGAAGGGAGCCUGGUGGCCCUGAGAUGCCAGACAAAGCUGCACCCCCAGAGGCUGGCCCAGCAGCUCUUCUUCUCCUUCCACAAGGACGGCUACACCCUGCAGGACAGGAGCCGCCACCCAGAACUCCACAUCCCAGAAGUCCGGGAGGGAAAUUCUGGGCUAUAUUGGUGCGUGGUGGCGAUUGAGGGUGGCAAAAUCCAGAAACAGAGCCCCAGGCUGCAGCUCAGGGUGCAGGCUCCUGUGUCCCGCCCUCAGCUCACCCUGCAACACCGGCCCACACACCUUGCCUAUGGCAGCACAAUGGCACUCCUCUGUGAGACCGAGAGGGGCUCCCCUCCAAUCCUGUACUCCUUCUACCUCAACGGGGCGAUCCUGGGGAGCCGAGUCCACUCGGCUCCCCAGGGAGGAGCAGCCUCCUUCCUCUUCCCGGUGAAGUCAGAGCAGGAUGCCGGCAACUACUCCUGUGAGGCUGAGAACAGCGUCUCCAGAGAAAGGAGUGAGCCCCAGAUGCUCUCCUUGGACGGUCCUCGGGUCUUGUCCACCCCUGCCGGUAGCAACCAUCUGGUUCCUUGGCUGCCUGCGAGCCUGCUCGGUGUGAUGGGCCUUGCUGUUGGACUUCUGGGUUAUUUCAGACCCUGGGAAAAAGCCGAGCCCCUUCCAUCCCAGAAUCCACCUCCAGCUCCGGAUGGACAACAGUGCCCACUGUAUGCCAGUGUGCAUCAACAGGAAGAGAGAGAUGAUGAUGUUACCUACUCUGUGGUGCAUGUGGUCUCAAAACGGAGUGGAGCCUCCUACGAAAAGGAGAACUGAACCCCCUCCUGUGUUCUCACCCUCUGGUUACGUCUGCAUCCUCCUCCUGACCCGCCUUUCCCACAGAAGGUCUCUGCUCUCUACACUGAGGUGAGACGCCCUCGGCUCAGUGAGAGUCCAGCCAAGGAGCUGAAUCCAAGGAGCAGGACCCUCCAAGACCCCCUUGCUGACUACAAGGAGGUUCUCCACCAGUGAUGGCAUCCCCAUGACACGCUCCGACCUGCGGUGCUCCCCAGCCCUCUCUGUGGGCCUUCCGGUUCCUGAGCCCAGCAGUGCAGGAGCCCCUGGGCCACUGUCCAGAAAACCCCAUGCACGCACACACGCUGGGUCAAGCAGUGACACAGCGCAGCAGGCGCAGGUGCUUCCUUCCCACACAAGAGGCAGACUCA
Tupaia belangeri chinensis (Chinese tree shrew) is the source of this 1685-nucleotide messenger RNA. It is a transcript of the gene FCRL6, whose product is annotated as Fc receptor like 6. The record is from RefSeq and is a predicted model, not a curated record. The coding region runs from base 64 to 1296 and encodes 410 amino acids. The transcript has 9 exons. Gene Ontology annotation, biological process: immune response; cell surface receptor signaling pathway. NCBI's taxonomy places the organism in Eukaryota, Metazoa, Chordata, Mammalia, Scandentia, Tupaiidae. Gene Ontology annotation, cellular component: external side of plasma membrane. Gene Ontology annotation, molecular function: transmembrane signaling receptor activity.